Molecule: messenger RNA, 1740 nt
Organism: Argentina anserina (silverweed cinquefoil)
Lineage: Eukaryota; Viridiplantae; Streptophyta; Magnoliopsida; Rosales; Rosaceae
Product: selenium-binding protein 2-like
Exons: 7
Coding region: 43-1536 (497 amino acids)
Molecular function (GO): selenium binding
Source: RefSeq, a predicted model, not a curated record
ACCUUCCUUCACUUCAAAGUUGAGAGAGAGAGAGAGAGAGAGAUGGCUACUGAUGUGAGUGUGGUGCAGCAUGCUACAGUAGAAGAAGAAGGGAAGAGGCAGAGCAAUGGGGUUGACGCAUCAUCAUGCUGCAAGACUGGUCCGGGCUAUGCUACUCCACUCCAGGCCAUGUCUGGUCCCAGAGAGCAAAUCCUCUAUGUCACUUCUGUUUACUCCGGAACCGGGAUUCAGAAGCCUGAUUACCUAGCCACAGUGGACGUGGACCCAAAUUCUCCCACCUAUUCCAGAGUUAUACACAGGCUGCCUGUGCCGUAUUUAGGGGAUGAACUGCAUCACUCCGGGUGGAACUCGUGCAGCUCUUGCCAUGGAGAUCCAUCUGCGCAGCGGCGCUAUCUUGUCCUUCCUGCCUUGAUAUCGGGUCGCAUAUAUGUGAUCGACACAAAAACAGAUCCAAAGGCUCCAUCUCUGCAUAAAGUUGUUGACCCUGAAGACAUCGUACAGAAGACUGGAUUGGCAUACCCACACACAUCCCACUGCCUUGCAUCUGGUGAUUUGUUGGUUUCAUGCCUGGGGGAUAAAGAUGGAAAUGCUGCAGGAAAUGGAUUUCUUCUCCUUGACUCGGAGUUCAAUGUAAAGGGAAGGUGGGAGAAACCUGGACACAGUCCACUUUUUGGUUAUGAUUUCUGGUACCAACCACGGCACAAAACAAUGAUAAGCUCAUCAUGGGGUGCCCCUGCUGCUUUCACCAAAGGUUUCAACCUUCAGCAUGUGUCUGAUGGUCUCUAUGGGAGGCAUCUUCAUGUCUACAGUUGGCCUGAGGGUGAAUUGAAACAAACUUUGGAUCUUGGCAAUACAGGUCUCUUACCCUUAGAGAUAAGGUUCCUGCACGAUCCUUCUAAGGACACCGGAUUUGUUGGAUGCGCCUUGACGAGUAACAUGGUCCGAUUCUUCAAGACAGAGGAUGGUUCAUGGAGCCAUGAGGUUGCAAUAUCAGUAGAACCAUUGAAAGUGCAGAACUGGAUUCUUCCAGAGAUGCCUGGGCUCAUAACUGAUUUUCUGAUCUCACUUGAUGAUCGUUUUCUAUACUUUGUCAACUGGCUGCAUGGAGAUGUAAGACAAUAUAAUAUUGAGGACCCUAAACAUCCUAAACUGGCUGGCCAAGUAUGGGUUGGGGGGCUUAUCCAAAAGGGAAGCCCAGUUGUGGCCGAGGCUGAGGAUGGAACAACAAAGCAGUUUGAAGUUCCGGAGAUACAGGGGAAGAAAUUGAGGGGCGGACCACAAAUGAUCCAGUUAAGUUUAGAUGGGAAGCGGCUCUAUGUCACCAACUCGCUUUUCAGUACUUGGGAUCGCCAGUUCUACCCUGACCUUAUGGAAAAAGGAUCCCACAUGUUACAGCUUGAUGUUGAUACAGAGAAAGGUGGUCUUGCAGUAAACACAAAGUUCUUCGUCGACUUUGGAGCCGAACCUGAUGGUCCUUCUCUCGCCCAUGAAAUGAGAUACCCUGGUGGUGACUGCACGUCGGAUAUAUGGAUUUAAGUCGCUCCAUGGUUUUCUCUUCCGACUACUUAGCAUCUGUAGUUGAAAAUAAUGAGGCAUAACUUCCAUCGUCUUGUAUGAGUAAAUAAUCAUCCAUCCAUUACACAUAAUGACAGCAUGUAUGGGAUUCACCAUGUUACAGGCAUACAAUGUCUGAAUGUAUAAUUAAUAAUGGCCAUGCUAGCUAGGAGAGUUUCACGCGAA